Molecule: messenger RNA, 1566 nt
Organism: Pipra filicauda (Wire-tailed manakin)
Lineage: Eukaryota; Metazoa; Chordata; Aves; Passeriformes; Pipridae
Product: protein cornichon homolog 3
Exons: 6
Coding region: 126-608 (160 amino acids)
Biological process (GO): regulation of AMPA receptor activity; vesicle-mediated transport
Cellular component (GO): synapse; dendrite
Source: RefSeq, a predicted model, not a curated record
GGCGGCCGCCCGGCCCCGCGGCGUGUGCGGUGCUGCCCGGGCACUGCGCCGCGCCCGCAUCUCGGGGGGUCGCCGCUCUCCCGGUGAAGUGGAGGUGAAGGGGGGCGCGGAGGGCUCUCCCCGCCAUGGCCUUCACGUUCGCCGCCUUCUGCUACAUGCUGUCGCUGGUGCUCUGCGCCGCCCUCAUCUUCUUCGCCAUCUGGCAUAUAAUUGCCUUUGAUGAACUUCGGACAGACUUCAAGAGCCCAAUCGAUCAGUGCAACCCAGCCCACGCAAGAGAGCGGCUGAGAAAUAUUGAGCGGAUUUGCUUCCUCCUGCGAAAGCUGGUCUUGCCAGAGUACUCUAUCCACAGUCUUUUCUGCAUAAUGUUUUUAUGUGCUCAGGAGUGGCUCACGCUGGGGUUAAAUGUUCCUUUGCUUUUUUAUCACUUGUGGAGGUAUUUUCGUUGCCCAGCAGAUAGUUCAGAGCUAGCCUAUGAUCCACCUGCAGUCAUGAAUGCAGAUACCUUGAGUUACUGCCAAAAAGAGGCCUGGUGUAAGCUGGCUUUCUAUCUCCUUUCCUUCUUCUACUAUCUCUACUGCAUGAUCUACACUCUGGUGAGCUCUUAACUGAAAGAUCAUCGUUAAAGACUGAAAACAACAAAGACUGGAAGUGCAAGGACAAGUGAACCAAGUGAUGCAUGAUUAAAAAAGCAACAAGGAAAAAUUUGAACCCAAGCAGUUAAUAGAGUACAUGAAAGAGAGACCCAGCAAGAAGAAGCAGAUGACCAUGGGAGAAUGACUGAGUUAAUUGCUUUUGUCUCCUGUUUCUCAGUGUACUGCAGUAAACGACUUUCAAAAUCCAAGCAAACAAAAAAAUGCAACAAGGGCCAAGUUACACAGCUAUUCACCUGUCCAGGAAUAAUGCUGCUUGCUUUAGUGGAUUCAUUAUAAACUAUAGUCCCUACUGUCUUCCAGGGAGCAAAGUUUCUUUUCUUAAGGACUCUUCUGGACUGAGGAAGCAGAGGACAAGAUAAUCUUACACAGAAAGAAGACCUAUACAACAGAUUCUGAAAAUGAGCACUGAGUGGACUUCAGAUAAGAUAUAUGACUGUCCUGAAGGGAUAUUCACAUGAUACUAAGCAAACAGGGAUGUCAAAUCUCAUGGAACUGUUUCAGUGGUUUUGUUUGGGGUUUUUUCCCACCAAAAUAAUGAUGACAAAAGAAUUUGCAGUUGCAAUAUUCUGUUUUCUGAUUAUAUGCUAUUCCUGCAGGUGAACACCCAGUAUGUUUCUGUACUUCAUUUGUGAUACGCCAGUAACAUACAGUGAUAUGUAUAAAUACAUUGGAUUUGACCUAAACGUGCCAAGCACUUAUCAGAAUAGUGUUCCUCUGACUGGAAAAAAAAAUCCAAGGUAUAAGCUGCAUAUAUUAAGGAGGGUUGUAACAUAGGUAUUAUAUUCAUCACAAUGCUGGAGAACAAAUACUGGACCAGCUAAUCAUGGCCUGUAAUUCUGUUUUGCAGCUUAUUUCUGCUGUAAAAUUUAAGCCAGAACAAAUAUACAAAAUGUUUUUGUCUUUUAUGACA